This is a messenger RNA of Geodia barretti, 1593 nucleotides long. Lineage: Eukaryota; Metazoa; Porifera; Demospongiae; Tetractinellida; Geodiidae. The record is from the annotation of a GenBank genome assembly.
UUAAUCAGAAUAACCGUCGUCACUGCCGAGUGCCGGUGCGCACGUGUGCGUGCUUCGUCUGGCCAUAUAGGGCAAUGGCUGUAAGCAGAGGGUAUGAGGCAGACGAGGAGAAAGACUGGGUCCUGGAUUCAUUGGACAGGUAUGAACGACUUCAUGUGUUCGAGCUGCAAGAGCCCACACUCUGCAUGGAAUGGAGCCACGAUGGCACAGCCCUCUUUUUGGCGGGAUUUUCGCAAGUGAAGCACAAUGAGUUGCUGCAGCUUAUUCUUCCGGAGAAACUCAUUGCAGCAGACAAACAAACGCUGUUGGCUGGACGGGAUUUCAAGAUAAGUCGUGGAGCUCUAGCCAAAGGGCCCAUCCACCACAUCCGAUGUGCGGACCAAAUACGGAAUGUGAUAAUUACCAGUGGACUGGGACCAGAGCUGACGGUAUGGGAGCCGGACCCUGGAUCACCUGAUCUCCUUGUUUCCACGGGCAAUGUGGCCACGCCCACUCCGACCUCUACGGACCCAGACACGACAGAGUUGCUGAUAUCGUGGACCUUCGGUCACCCCCAGUCUCUGGUCUCUGGAAGUUCUCUGAACACACUUCAAGUCACUGACCUAAACACCCUACAGCCACUUUGGUCCUAUACUCCAAAAGACAAGAGAGGGUCUGAUGUUGCCAUACAUGCAGUGGAGUCACUGUCAGGGGAGAACCACAUUUUUCUCACCUGCUCCGACAGAGGGGAACUGAUACUCUGGGACUCUCGCGUCCCUGGCACGGGGUCGCUGAAGUUCUCACCAAGUCCAACCACUGGGGCCAGUUCUGGGGGAACCGAGGGGGGUCACGCAAUGGCAGUGUGUGGGAACAAGUGUGCGACAUUGUCUGACAGAGGAAGACUGAGGAUUUUUGAUAGACGUGGAGCGUCAUGGAUACCACAGGCUUCAUGUAUAACUGAUACAUACAGUGGAACCCCUCUAAUCUAGACACCAAUUGGACAGAAAAAAGUGUCCAUAAUUAGUGAGGUGUCCUUAUUUCAGGGGUUCAACUGUAUGCACGAACUGCAUGUUCUCGGGGAAAGGAAGUAGAGAAAGUGUCCUCAUUUCAGGUGCGUCUUUGAGUUCCACUGCACACGAUACCAUGCCUUCGUGGAGUCAGUUUAAUACUACUGGGACCAAACCAAUCACUCCAUGUGUGCAGUUUUCUCAGUCCUCCAACGAGCUUUCAGUAUCAGGGCCCGGGAGAGGCGUGGCUAUCUAUGACAUUGUUUCUUGGAGCAACGACAUCACCAAUCCAUCGCCAGUUUUCCUCCACGAGGGACACGAGGUUGACAACCCGCUCUGCAGGGUCACAGUCCAUUCCUGGCAUCCCACGUUUCAUUCCAUGAUACUAUCAUGUGACUCAGACGGAGUCAUGCACGCAUGGCAAUGGCGCAAGGACAGAAACUGACUCCCAACAAAGCCUAUUCUUCUCUCACAAUUUUUCCUCUCGGGAAUGCGAGGUACCAGAUGUUCAACUUGCUUCAGUAACUGACGGGAAACGAGAGAAAGUUACCACAUUCUGUCGGUCUCACCCACUCUACACUCACCUUAUCUUUCCUCGAUGUUCUGG